Scylla paramamosain (green mud crab) is the source of this 12191-nucleotide messenger RNA. Its product is annotated as syntaxin-7-like. The record is from RefSeq and is a predicted model, not a curated record. Bases 204 to 1019 code for a protein of 271 amino acids. The transcript has 9 exons. NCBI's taxonomy places the organism in Eukaryota, Metazoa, Arthropoda, Malacostraca, Decapoda, Portunidae. Gene Ontology annotation, molecular function: SNARE binding; SNAP receptor activity. Gene Ontology annotation, biological process: intracellular protein transport; vesicle fusion; vesicle-mediated transport. Gene Ontology annotation, cellular component: endomembrane system; membrane; SNARE complex.
GUGUGGCACAUUACCCAUUAUGCUUUAGCAUGAACGUAGUUCACGAGAGCCAAGGGCGAGUGUCAUGUGACAGCAGUGAGCAGCGCCUGGGAAGCCAAGGUUCCUCGGGGCGAACGACACAACGGACGAGGCGUCACUCAGGACUGGCGAUCAGCUGAGGAUUGUAGAGGGUCAAGUGACAGCCUUAGCAAGAGAGAUUGAUCAUGGACGGUGUGACGUCCUACCAGAGUGGAGGUGUCCGCAAUGGGGACCUCCACAAGUACUCCCACUCCAUAGGCUCCAAUAUACAGAAGAUCUCACAAAAUGUCAAAUCUAUGCAGCAGUUAGUGAACCAGCUGGGGACAGACCAGGACAAUCAGCAGCUGCGAGCACAGUUGCAUCAAGUUCAACACUACACUGGGGGCUUGGCCAAGGACACAACAGUGGAAUUAAGGACAUUUAAGUCCUUACCAGUACCACCUGGCCAGGACAGUCGAACAUGGCACAUGCAAGCAGAACGGCUUACAAGAGAAUUCUCGCAGGCUUUGAAUGACUUUCAAACUGCACAGCGUCAAGCAGCAUCCAAAGAAAAGGAAGCCCUCAAGAAGGCACGAGCAGACUCAGAUGCUCAUUACUUUGAGGAUGGAAAACAUGGAGCAGCACUUCUGGAUCUUGGUGAGUCUGAGAACAAAGGUCGGUCUCAGCAGUCACAAAUGCAGAUUCAGAUGGAGCAGGAGCAAGAGAUGCAGGCACUGCAGGAGCGAGAGUCACAGAUACGACAGCUGGAGUCGGACAUCAUGGAUGUCAACCAGAUCUUCAAGGACUUAGCAACAAUGGUUCAUGAGCAAGGUGAAGUUGUUGAUUCCAUUGAAGCUAAUGUAGAGUCUGCCCAGGUCCAUGUGUCCCAGGCUUCCACACAGCUCACCCAGGCAAGGCAGUAUCAGAACAAAGCACGUAGAAAGAAGCUGUGUCUCAUUGGCAUUGGUUUAGUGGUACUGACAGUUAUUAUAAUAAUAAUUGUUCUAUCAUCAAGAAAUUAAGGAAAAAUCAAGACAGAAGGUGGUUGUCCUGACACUUAUCUGUCUCUCAAUUGCCUUGGUGAUUGGCCUCAUUGUUUGGGCCAGUGGAAAGUGGUAGUGGUCCCUCAGCUAGCCAGCAGCAAGCCAAGAUGCAGGUUUGGUGGAUUCAACUGUGAACUCUGAAAUAUUGUAUUUAUGUAUUUUUUUUUUUGUUGUUGUUUGUUAUAUCUUUAGAAUAACCGUUACUUGUAAGAAAGUUCCUAUUAUUAUUUUUCCAUUAUUACUUAUGAUAUUUUUUAUUGAAUAGGUGGCAGAUUUGGGCAAAUCGCUGCUACUUGAUAAAUAUUAUAGUAGUAAUAUAUGAUUUAAUAGCCUUAAUUUAGCUGCCUUGAUUUUGAUGUUUAUAGUUAAUAUACAUAGCAAAAAUCUAUGUUAAUAAACAAAUAUACAAACAAAAUUAUUUAGUUUUGUAGUGAAAAGAUUGCCACCAUAGAACCCUUGCCAGAGCAGCACCCAACUGUUGCUUUCAAGUGUAGAUAAUGAAAUAUUUCAUGACAUGGAUUUACACAACCACUAAUUUCAUUUCACUUUCCUUAAUUACAAUUUCUGUUAAUUUAGUAGCCUUGAUACAUUUUUCCUGUUAAUUUGAUUAACCUUGUAUUACUUGUAUAUUUAUCAUGAAAGGAAUUUUUAUAAAAUUAGUGAAGUAAACAGAACAGUAAGAGAAAAUGAGUUGGGACACUGAUGGCAUGAAGGUGAAGUAGUACUUGGCCACAUUUGUGAGGACAUGUGCUCAGAUACUCCUUUUCAUUCAUUUAUUAUAUAAAGCCAUUAUGUCAUACAGUAUGUGUGCAUUUGUUAUACAGAGAUAUUGUAAGUAUUUGUAUGUACUUAUCACUCCACAGCUUUAAGGAUUUAACUCCACAUCAGCAUUGCCAGAGCUCUGUAGCCUUCUCUCAUCACACCUAUUCACUAGAUUCUUCAAUUCAUAGAUAUUAUUUGUAAUAGUAAAACUGCAAGACUAUAUAUGAGAGCAGUGCUUAGGUCGGAUCAGAGCACAGCCUUACUAAGUGAAUAUUGGGAAGAAUUAAAGUAAGUCUUCUGAAUUACUGUCUUUAUGUAGUUGGUGGGUGUGCUGUAGACACCAGUGAUGUUGAAGUGAAAUGAGUAUUCUAAGUAGAACAAAUCAUAAAAUGACAAAGAAAAAAAAUAUUUUGCUCUUUGCAGAUUAGUAUAUUAAAUGUUGAGCUCUGUGAUAGUUAAAUUAUUGAAACAGCAGUGAAAUAUUUAAUUCACUGAAAAACAGUGAUUAGUUGAAAUAUUUGUUUAUUGGAGGUAAUGUCAGGGAAUUGUGUAGUGUAAUUUGACAUGCUUGCACACAUUAUAUGUAGCAUAGCCAAAAUUAUGUGAGUAAAAGGGACUGAGUGAUAUAGAUAUAGCCUGGUCAAGAGACCAAGUCCAAAACUAUAUCAAAGUUUGUUUAUGAAGUGCAUUUUGGGAGGAAUAUGUGGUCAGGUUACUGUGCUAUGUCAAGACUGGAAGUUGAAGAUAAGUAAUAGUGUGUGCUCAAAAUGCAUCAUAUAAAUUGUCAUGAGUUGUAUCAUAUUGUGAUGACAAGGUGAAUUUAAUCUUUUACAGAUUUCUGUUCUUCUAAAACCUAAGAAGAUAAUCUGUAUAUGAUUAUGUUGAUGAAAAUUACAUUCUACAUCCAGAACUCAGGUGGUCAAGUAUUUAUAGCCUGCAUUUUGUUUAUGGCAUGAAUAUUUGAAUUUUAAUUCUCACAAUAUUUUUAUGGUUGGCAUGAUAACUUACAGUGAUUGAAAAUUGUAACAAAAGAUUAUGGCAUGAAAAUUCAUUGAAAAAGAUUCUCAUAAUCUCUUCUGAGUAAAAGCAAAUCCCUCCCAUUUGUUACUGCUAUUCUCAAAAGCAGUGUGUUUGUAGUAAGUCAGGCUUCUGGAACUAAUGCAGUUUAUUUUUUUUAUCAAGAGUAGAAUUUGGGGUUUUGUUAUAUAUAUUUAUUUAUUUAUUUAUGUAUUUUAUGUAUUUAUUAUUAUUAUUAUUAUUAUUAUUAUUAUUAUUAUUAUUAUUAUUAUCAUUAUUAUUAUUAUUAUUAUUAUUAUUAUUACAGGUUGACAAUCACUAAUCCAGCAUCAUUGGGACCUGUAGGGUGACAGAUUAGUGAUUUUUCUGGAUUACAGAGAGGUUAGAUUAGAAUACGGUGUUCCCUCUCGUAUUCACAGUUUGGUACGUGUGGUUUCGCUUUUUUUUUUUUUUUUUUUACCCUAACCUACCUAACUAAUGGGGAGUUUUCAGGGUUGCCAGAUGUCACAACCAGCUCAGUCUUUUGGCCCAAGGAGCCUGGAUUAUUCUUUCAAUUAUCGCAAAUUACAGUGCUUGCUCUCUCUCAGAUGAGAGAGAGAGAGAGAGAGAGAGAGAGAGAGAGUGGAGGAGGCAGGUAGCAACCCCAAAAAUUCAGUAAAUAUUGGUUCAUUAUAUUGAGGAUUUACUGUAUAUAAUAAUAAUAGUUUAGUCUCCUUUCAUUUUACAGUGUACCGUACUCUUUAUUUAUUUAUUUCAUUUAUUUAUUUUUUUUAAUAUUAUGUACUAUAUAUAUAUAACAAUUGCUUCUUAUUAUGUUAAAGUGAAUUUUAAAUGUAUUUAAUAAGUGUGAGACAUAUAAACAUCAGUAUAUCUGGGGUGGUUUUUGUAGGGGUGGUUUCCUAUAUUUGCGGAAUUUUGCUAUUCACAGGAGGCUUUGUAAUGUAACUCCUGGGAAUAGCAAGGGAACACUGUACACUUAACCCAGCAGUUAACCACCUCAUCUUAUCUUCAAAAUACCCUGUAAAUCAGUACUAGUUGAUUAAUAAGUGGGGAUGUACCAAUACCACUUUUUCCUGCCAAUACCGAUACUGAUGCUUUACUUCUGGCCGAUACUGAUAGAAUUGAUAUAGCCAAUGCUGAUAACAAAGAAACUGUGCAAUUUUCUUCUUAUUUCUUUAUGUCAUAAACUGUCAAAGAGCCAGUGUUGUAUAAUUCACAAAAGCUUUGCAGGUGAUAUGAAAGAUAUGUAUGAAACUUGCUGAAAUCAACUCGGGAAUGCAUGCAUGAAAACAUCUUAUCAUUCAACUGUCAAAUCUAUACUAAAAUCAUUAAUGUGUGAGUGUGCUCAAGGCCACUGUCUGCCUUGAGUUGCUUGUCCAGAUAUUAACAGUUCCUCUCUCUCUUAUACAACCGGCUCAAACUAGUUGAAUGGCGUGCAGAAGCUGACAUCAACUGAGAAUGUCAUCUUUUUUGGUGCUGAUUGUAUCUUUUAUGGAUGAUGUACAGUGUUUGUGCUCUAAACAAUGAGAAGCAUUUUCUUAUUUCAGUGGUGUCAUAACAGGAGCUAAAACUGAGCAAGUUUAAUAAUAACAGGAGAAAAACAAAUUGGAAUGGCUUCUCUGUGUUUGAAAGUGAUGCCAGCUGAUUGUGCAGCAAGUACAGUUGCACCAACAAACAGUAGCAGCAGCAGGUUGGUGCAAUGACCUGGGAAUUUUGAAAUUAUGCUUGCCAAAAUUAGUGCCAGAUUGGUGAUGAAACUGGAUUAGUGAUGGUCGACCUGUAUUAUUGUUGUCAUUAUUAUUAUUAUUAUUAUUAUUAUUAUUAUUAUUAUUAUCAUCAUCAUCAUCAUCAUCAUCAUCAUCAUCAUCAUCAUCAUCAUCAUCAUCAUCAUCAUCAUCAUCAUCAUUAUUAUUAUUAUUAUUAUUAUUAUUUAUUUAUUUAUUUAUUUUGUUUAAGCUUUGGCCUCUCUUACCAGGAAAAGGCUCAGUAGAAAAUUAGUAAAAGAUAAGAAUGUGAUAUUACUAUUGAAAGCUAUCUCUCAUUUUAAUGUUGGUAACUAACAAUGUUUUCCAUUUUCCUUCAGAGUUACUUUAUUACAAGCACAGUAUUAUAUGGGUUGGCCAUUGAUACUCCAGCAUCGUUUUAUCCAGAGCCUUGUUUAAUCCAACAUAUUUUCAUCUGCCUACAUUCUUUAUCUUUGAAACGUGCCGUGACCGUUUGAUUAGUUUACUGUGCACAGCCACAGACACUGCUACAAAUUUUUGCUGUUGUGUGCACUGUAAUGAGAAGAUGAUAUCAAAACAUCUUCUAUGUAUUUCAUAUACCUUACAUAUUAUGAUCAUCUGUAUGGAGUUAUAUUAACAGCUUGCUAUUGCUCUUUUGUCUGUGGUAUAUAUAUUAGGAUAGAAAAGAAGCAAGAAAACAAAAGCAGUGAGUGAUAACAGAACACCAAAACAUACUUUAUGUGCAACUGUAAAGUCCUAUCAUUUGAGGGGUGGUUGCAGAGAUUCCAGAAGUACUAAGGUAUUUCAAUACAUAAGGUUUGUGGAGAAAAACAAUUGGCAAACAAGGAAAGAGUAAUGAAAUAUCAGAAAAAUUGCCAGGCUUGUCUCCUGUUUCUUGGUAUUUGUGUUUAAUUUUUAUUUAGUAAAGUAACUCAUUUGAUUUGAAAACAUUGUGGCACACAUGGCAUACUUUUAUUUUUUUUUAGACAUUGGGAGGUGUUAUUAGAAAUGUCAUGGGGUAAACCUUGGUUAAUCUGGGAAGAUGGUUAAUUCAGGAUGGUCAUAGAGCCAAGGAUGCUGAAUAUUGAUGGUCAACUUGUGUUCUGUUGAAUAAUACUCACUGCAUGAAUUUUGAGUGUAGCAUCACAAGAGGAGGAAUAUAAUGGGUAUUUGUUUUUUAUUUAUUGAUUGAUUUAUUUCACCGGCCCCAGAAAUGAAAGAUUAUGUUAUUCCACACCCUUCCCAAAUAAGAAAAUGAUUUAUAUACUUUGUAAGUUUUGGAAACAUUUGAUUCUAACAAGUGAUGCAUUUCUUAGCAACACCUUCUGGUCUUGGCUAUCAAAUUAUAUUAUUUUGGGAGAAAUUUAGUAAAUAUUGUAAUGGUAUUGAUCUUCAUUUAGUCAAAUGAAAAAAUAUGAUGAAGGUAAUUUGUAAAUAAACUUAUGACAUCAUUAUGGCAAAAAUAAGAUGAUCUUAGCAACUGGCACUUUCUACUGCAUUCUCUAGUUGAAAUUAACUUGGCUCAAAAUUUAUAAACCAGUAUAGAAAUAUUUUGGCUUAAAAUGACACAACCUUUUAUUUUUGGAACUUUAUAAGAGAGAGAGAGAGAGAGAGAGAGAGAGAGAGAGAGAAUUGCUGGACAACAUGUGAAACGUAUGUUAUGGUUGUCAAUUAUAUGAUAGGCAGGACUUUUUACUGUUAACUCAGUGUAAGCUUGUCUUCUACAGGAAAACAAGAGAUUAAGGGGACCAUCACAGGAUAGUUUAAAUGUCAGUUAUUUUUGUGGCUUUAGCCUAAAUGUGUUUUUAUACUUGUAUUUAAAAUAUCCCUGCUAAUUUUCAGAUUCAUAAUUUGAUAUAUAAUUACUAAAAACUGUCAUGAAAAAAAAAUAAUAAUUUUUUAGUUAUUCAUUGACUAAUAUUGAUAGAUAAUUUAUCAGAUGUACUUUACAAAUUUUCCAAGACUCAAUUAGACAGUAUUUUCUCUUUCUUCCUUUAUUUGGAAGAAAAUUUAUAGUUUUUGUGAUCAUUCUGAAUAUAUUUUUUAUUUAUACAUUUGUUUUCCUUCAUUAAGACAUCCAGCUAUGUAAAGAACAUGUUUUUAUCCCUCUGUCAACCAAUACACAUAAUGUUAUGUCCCAUUGGAAUCAAUAAAAUAUUAGUGAAGUUAUUAUAGCAAUAAAAACAUUGUUAAAUAAUGCAGGGAGGUGGUUGUGCAUAGCAUUGUGACACCAGGGAGGGGGUCAGAAAAAUAGCCGUAAACUUUUGGUUUUGCAAUUCUUUAAAUAUGUUUCAUUUGAUGGUCAAAGAGAACAUAGAUUCAUUAAUAUUUCAUUCAAUAUUUUGAUAUAUAUUGAUAUUCUUGAAAAGUAUAUAUUCUCUUCAGUAAAAGCUUACUUCUUGCUAUUCACAGUGUAACAAAUAUUUGAUUUUAAUAUUCUGUAUAUGAAUAUGGUUUUGUAAAGAGGACUAAAAAUAAUUCCUUAAAGAAUCACAUACUAUUGAGCUGUAAUAUCUCUUUUUGCCUUGGUUUUAUCUAAUUUUUUGAAAUGCAAGAUUUGUUGUUAGCCACCAUCUUUGUGAUACCAUCAAGAUAUUUUGAGAUGUGAUCCUUUGGCUUGGUUAUUUUUUAUAUUUGUUUCUCCCCUGUUCCUCAGUCAUCAAUAUUAUGUAUUUCUUUCCAAAAUUCUUAAAUACAAGAGUUUCAUAAAACUUUGUAUUUAUUUGAAUAACUGAAAAUAAUGAUAGAACAGAGAUAUAUGUGAAGAUAUGUGCCAUAUUCUUCAGAGUGUAGACGAUGGGCUGUUGGUGCUAGUCAAUCCUGGACAUUGGCACAUGGAAUAGGAUUACCAGUUCCUUUCUCUCAUGUCUUUAAUCUUUCAAGUAAUUUUUUACCAGUACCCAUUUAAAUUUGGGUGAACCUAAGAGCAGGCAGUUGUCCAAGAAAAGCCUAACCAUAAGUGGAGACUCCCUGCAUUCUAGUUAGAUGCAUUAUCACCUGAGCCACCAUGCGCUCAGUAGAAUAUAAACAAUAUUUUGUUGACUGAUAUUUUAAUAUAGCCUUGUAGUAUAUUUGUCAGAUCAUUAAAAAACAUGAAUAAAUCACAAUGGAUAUUGGAGUUCUUCACAUAAAUGUCUCCCUCUUUUUGAGUUUACAUUGUGUUGUCAUUAUUUCCCUGGUUAUAAAGCUUUAAAACAGUCUGAUAAAGUAGAACCUUAAAUUUCAUAAUCAUGUUAAAUAUCUCAAAUUACGCUCAUAUUGUAUUGGCAGUGGUGACCUGAUUUCUUCCAAAAAUGUAUUGUGAUAAACAAACUGUCAAAGAUGUCUCUGCCCAUUGACUGAUAUUGUUGUGACACAAUAUUCACGAUAUUUGGUUGCAGGAAACUUGCAAGUGUUAACCCCUAGGUGACAAUGAUGCAAUAGUGCAAGAGUUGGUGUGCUAAUGCGUGACAUAUACAUUCUCUUCAGUUAACUUAAGAGUAUUUUGUUGUGUGAUGUGUAUAUGAGGCCACAACUAUUCCACCAUAGAUAACAUAAACUCAGAUGUUAACACUUAUCAAGUGUCUGGUAAUACAGCCCUUGUAGCAGAUGACCUUUGAUCUUAGAAGAGUCUACAAACCAGGUAACAGGUCACAUCUCAGAUUUUUUCCAUACACUAGUUAAGGAUUUCUUCAUUAUAAGAAGAGAACUUGUUUCUCUUGUGCAUUUUUUUCUUUUCUUCCUAAAUCAUCAUGGAUAUUAACCCUCUCAUGCAACAGUAAGUUUUAUUAGUUUUCUUUCCAAUACACUUGUUUGCGAGCAUUUAUGGCCUAUCCGCAUACCUUGUAAAACUUUGAUUUAGAAGCAGUUUUCUUUCCUUUGAAACUCAUAAGUAGGCAUGGACUCACAAGAAAAUUAUUUUUAUGAUGAUCUCAUAAAAAAAAUCACAUAAAAAAGUAAUUUCACUUUUUUUUUUUUUUUCCUUCAAAAAGAUACAAAAGAAAAAUAUUCAUAACCUUGUAGCUCAGAACUUCUUCAGCAAGCAUUCUACAUGCUACACAUCACUUAAACUGUCUUUUUAUGAGCUUUACAAUGGUGCUAUUGUCAUUGUGAUAUGUCAAUUAGAUCUCAAGAAAAUAAAGAAAACUUAAUCAACAUUCAUCUUGGAUUAUGUGCAGAUAGCCUGAGUCACGGGCUGGAACUGACAAAAUACCUAAUAGUUGGCCUAUUCUGUGAAUCAUCAGUGUUACCAGUUCAUUAGUUUUGUGAAAGCUAUGAUCAUCUUUGACUUGCCAAAAACUGAUGCACUUAUGCCAGAAACUUUAUUUUUAAUGAAUUUAAGUAAGUGUUUUGAUGCACUUGUGCAUCUGUGUAGCUUCACAUGAAGAUAUUUUGAUGCACAUGUGCAUCUGGUGCAUGAGAGGGUUAAUUGUAGUCACCCAAGAUUUCUUAGCAUAUCAACUGCAAUGGUAAAAAGUGUACCAUUUUGUUGAAAUUAUUCUUUAUAGUCAUUCAAACAAUUGGUUGAAUUCCCAUGUGGUAUUUUCAGAUAUUUAGAGCCAUUCAUAAUUAUAUUUCUUUCCAGAAACUACUAAAUUACUUAAUCAAUAAUAUGAGAAGUUACCCUGUAUCAUCACUGUAACUGAGUGGUUUGCAUUUUUUUAAAUGUAUCAUUGGUCAUAAUGGUCAAAAUUUAUAAGCUCUGAAAGACUUCCAUUGAACAUGCCAUAACUUCAAACUUUGUUUCAUUAGAUUAUUGAAUUGUGUACACUUACCAAAGGAAGCCUCAGUAUUUUUCUUUUUUCUUUCCUUUUUUUUCAGAAAUCUAUUACCAUGUUGGCCUUUAACAACAGUAUCAGUAACUCAAUAGGAAGAUGGCUUCUGUACAUCAAUGUAUAAUUAUUCUCUCUCUCUCUCUCUCUCUCUCUCUCUCUCUCUCUCUCUCUCUCUCUCUCUCUCUCUCUCUCUCUCUCUCUCUCUCUCUCUCUCUCUCUCUCUCUCAUUAAAUCCAGACUUAGUCUCCAUAGAAAAACUGAGCUUAUGUCCCAGUGCUCCCCAAACAUAAUUAAAUGAAAGUGAAAGAUAUUGUUCCAAAUCUGAUAAAAUGCCCAGCAAGCAACAAGAUACAUAAUGUCUCACAGCUUAUAGAUAGCUAAUUUUAUGCAAGAAUUUGGGGAAUUUGGUGGAUGUUAUACACAGGACAAUUAAAAAAAAAAAGGUUGACAAAGUACUUUAGAAAGAGAGGAGUUAGGCAUAGAAAGUGAUACAGAUCUAAGUGCACAGUUGUGCAUGUCAGCUGUAGCUGUAGCCAUAUGCAUUCAGAUUGACACACUUUGGCCUGCAGCACCACAGCAAUGGAGUUGAGAGACUGCAUUAUAUUUUUCCACUUGGCUAAACCAUGGUACUUGUAGUUCUAGCAAAAAGGCAGCCAUAAAGUAGAAGCAUGACCACUUCUGUUUUUGUCUCAUAAUUCUAGGUCAAGUAUCCAAGGAAAUAUGGCAGUAAGAAGAAGACCCAUUCCUUUUCCUUAAGAUACCCUUGUCCUGAUAGUGGUUCUUGCCAACCUGCCCUGUCACUUAGGAGUUAAGAAAAAAUGGAUUUUCAGCUUGCAUCUACUAUUUCAUGAGUUAUUGUUUGUUAUUAUACCAAGAAUUGUAAAAUAUUAACAUAUAUAUAUAUAUAUAUAUAUAUAUAUAUAUAUAUAUAUAUAUAUAUAUAUAUAUAUAUAUAUAUAUAUAUAUAUAUAUAUAUAUAUAUAUAUAUAUAUAUAUAUACACACAUGUACCCAUGUACUUUGACCCUCUCACAAAGCAGUUGGUGAAAAUUUAUCAUCUCUCCAUGGAGGACAUGACUGCUAGCAUGUGUUCAUGUGCAUAUGUGGGACCUUCUCUUGGAUACCCUUGAAUACCCCCUUUGUGGGAGAUGUUGGCCUGUAAUAUAUUUGUAUGUGUAUGCAAGUGCAAAUAUUAUUGUGUGUAUGUGUGUGCUAUUUUUUUCUUUUCUUUCAUACCUAUCAUUUUAGAUGUUUCCAUGUACAGUGAGCUGGUAGGUGUCAGUAUCAGAGUAGAAGUUGUGCCUAGGUCUGUAUAUUACUUUGAAACUAACCUUUAUAUAAUUGGAGAGAGAGAGAGAGAGAGAGAGAGAGAGAGAGAGAGAGAGAGAGAGAGAGAGAGAGAGAGAGAGAGAGAGUGUAAAUUUUGUUUGGGAAAGUGAAUUUCCUGAUAAAUAAAACACGGUAGUUUACUAGUUGUUCUAGCUUUAAUAUGAAGCUAUUUUUAUAGGGCAGUGAUAUGAUUGAGGAGUAUCAUAAACACUGGCAUCUGAAUGAUAAAAAUAAUCUAGAAAGGCUGUCAGUAAGUGUUGUUGAGAUGUGUAGAUUGUUUUCUAUUAUUGUCCAAUUAUAACCACUGACAGAAAAUUGUGUAACUCUUUCUUCCAGUUUAUUGAUAACCUAUUUUAUCACUUGUAUGGCUAGAUUUAAUAGUUUUUUGUUUUUAUUAAGUCAAGCUGGUUCUUCCAGCAGUUUUCUUUGUGAAGGAGUUAUCUUUUAAACAAGUAAUGCCGGGCACCCUUAGUAUUCACAAAUAUUAACUCCUCAUUAACAUGUCCCAUCCCAAAUUAGGACUUGAAAAUGAGAAAGGUUAUGCCAGUGCUGCUGGAAUUAAAUGAUGCAGUUUGACAGAUUGCAAAAAAAUAAAUAAAUAGAUAAAUAAAUAAAUAAAUAAAAGAAAUAACCACCAGAGUUGCAAUUAAGUGCGCAAAACACCCAAGAAGGCAUUCCAAAUCCUAGUACCUCAGUGAAGCCUAAAGCAUGUAGCUUUGCAUUCAUGCUGCAAAGAUUCAUGUUAUUCCCAUUCACAUCUUAUCCAAUACCAUUUUAAGCACUAAAGUGGAUGAUCUUCCCUACUUUCUUAACAUGCUUGUUAGGAUGAAAGCACUGUCAUCCUGCCAUGGUUGACAGGUAUAGAGCUCUCAUAAUUAGUAGAAGCCAGUUUUAGAAAGGUUCAUGUCAUGGAAAAGUGUAGUGCUUGUGAAAAAAAAUAGAGAACUGCAUAAAUGUUACUUGCAGUGAUAUUCUAUAAUCAAAUAGAGGCAGUUUACCAUUUGUGUAGUGACAAAUAAUAUUUAUAUAUAUAUUUUUUUUUUCAUGGAAAAUGCUUCUGUAAAGUCAGCAUUGUAUGUGUCUUAAAAUUAGUAGUAUUCACUUAUUCAUUAAUUUAAGCAUUCCAAAAUUUGAGUCAUUGAUAGUCCCUAUAAUAAUGAUGCCAGUAUACCAUGCUUUAUGUGUUUUGUUUAAUUUAAUUUUUUAUCUGCAUAAACUGGAAUCAUUCAUUAACAGCAUAAUUCAUUAGUGAACAUAAAAAAAAAGUAAUAUUCAAUAAAGCUCCCUACCACCAAAAAACUGUCAGAAAACUAUUAAUUAACUCUAGAGGCAACCAAAUAGUUGUGAAUAUCAAGGAUGCCCUAAAACAGUCAGUUGAGGAACAUGUGAAAUUAUGGCAAUUGAUCUGUCAUCACAUACAAUAGGAAUAUCUCCAUUAUUGUAAGUAAUACUGAUCUAAGUAAAGUUACCCUGCUGUACAUAUGUGGUUGUCAUUUAUGAGACAAGAUAAGUAUAACCUUUCCACAAAAGUGUUCAUGGGUCAUUAAAGAUUAGCUCCUCUAAAAA